AAAAGCCUGUACGGGAACAUGAUUGGGUGGAGAGAGAAAACCCAUGGAAAUAAAAAACAAAGGAAUGGAGGUACUUGCAUGUGUUCGGUACACAGGAAAGAUUCCAGGAAACAGAGCCGACCGUUACAUGCUAGCCGUUAUAUGCUCCCUUUCACCAUCUCUAUAUAAACAUGCAUCAUAUGCAACAUACAUCUGGGCAUACACAUAACAAAUUUGGUUCUCACUCCUGGGCAUACACAUCACAUAUUUAGCAUAUUUUCAUUGACAACAGAUGAAUUCAAGCUACCGAAGGCGUUCAGAAAAUGAAGAUGAGUUUCUUUUCCUCAUACUCCCUGAAGUAGAAGGCAGUACCUCUUCCCAAUCAUCCCAAAAGAAACCAAUACAUACAUCCAUCCUCACUGGAGCUACAUACAUACAUGAAACUCUUACCGGCCAUGAGGUCUUAUGCCAAAGACGUUUCCAUAUGGAGAGAGAGAUUUUCCAGGCUUUGGUUCAGAAGUUGCGUGAGAAGUGCAAGCUUGAAGAUGGAACAUAUGUAUCUGUGGAAGAGCAAGUAGGUAUGUUCUUGUACACAGUUUCAAAGAAUGCAAGCAACCGAACAGUGCAAGAUAGAUUUGAGCGCAGUGGAUCAACAGUUAGUUAUUACUUUCACAUUGUGCUCAAUGCAAUUACAUCUCUGGCAUGCAACUACAUACGGAUGCCUUCUCUGCACCCACAUCGGAUAUUAAGGCAGCAAAAGUUUUCAUACUUUCAGAACUGUAUCGGAGCUAUCGAUGGUACUCACUUUCCCAUGACAAUUCCAGAUGGACAACAAGAUCCAUACAGAAAUAGAAAACAAGGUCUUUCACAAAAUGCAAUGGUUGCAUGUGACUUUGAUCUAAAAUUUGUGUGGGUACAUCCUGGUUGGGAGGGCUCUGCAUCAGAUGCAAGAGUUCUACAAGAUGCACUUAAUCAUGGAUUUAGUGUACCCCCUGGUAAAUUCUAUCUUGUGGAUGCCGGAUAUGCAAACACACCUCAAUUCCUUGCUCCAUAUAGGGGAACUAGAUACCAUUUGCAAGAACAAGGAAGAGCCCGACAAAAGCCACAAUCCUACCAAGAACUAUUCAACCUUCGCCAUGCUCAACUUCGAAAUCAUAUUGAGAGAAUCAUUGGCAUAUUAAAGAAGAGGUAUGCCAUAUUGAAGGCUGCUACAUCAUAUGAUAUUAACACCCAGGUUGAUAUUUCUAUGGCUUGUUGUAUACUGCACAAUUUCAUACGACUACAUAAUGGAGACAUGACAUUGCCUGAAAGAUGUACUGAAGAUAUCGAUGAAAGUAAUAUGGAGGCUGUACCAGACGGAGAUACUCAAUACAAUGUUGAUGUGCCUGCAUUUAACAGCCUGCGGAAAGCUGGAAAUGCUAUGCGAGAUGCCAUGGCAAAAGCAAUGUGGGACGACUACAUUGCAAGAAGAUGAUUUAUAUUGUACUAAAUGUGAUUCAAUCUAUGUAUGUAACCGAAACAAUCUGGUUUGUACUGAAUUACUUAUAUUCAUUCAGAAGGACAUGUAAUAAAGUUCCAUUUAACAUUA
Molecule: messenger RNA, 1567 nt
Organism: Lolium rigidum
Lineage: Eukaryota; Viridiplantae; Streptophyta; Magnoliopsida; Poales; Poaceae
Product: protein ALP1-like
Exons: 2
Coding region: 272-1453 (393 amino acids)
Source: RefSeq, a predicted model, not a curated record